Molecule: messenger RNA, 759 nt
Organism: Pan troglodytes (chimpanzee)
Lineage: Eukaryota; Metazoa; Chordata; Mammalia; Primates; Hominidae
Gene: AMELX
Product: amelogenin X-linked
Exons: 6
Coding region: 35-610 (191 amino acids)
Biological process (GO): enamel mineralization; multicellular organism development
Molecular function (GO): structural constituent of tooth enamel
Source: RefSeq, marked provisional
CUUGCACUGAAUACAUUCAAAGAACCAUCAAGAAAUGGGGACCUGGAUUUUAUUUGCCUGCCUCCUGGGAGCAGCUUUUGCCAUGCCUCUACCACCUCAUCCUGGGCACCCUGGUUAUAUCAACUUCAGCUAUGAGGUGCUUACCCCUUUGAAGUGGUACCAGAGCAUAAGGCCACCGUACCCUUCCUAUGGUUACGAGCCCAUGGGUGGAUGGCUGCACCACCAAAUCAUCCCCGUGCUGUCCCAACAGCACCCCCCGACUCACACCCUGCAGCCUCAUCACCACAUCCCAGUGGUGCCAGCUCAGCAGCCCGUGAUCCCCCAGCAACCAAUGAUGCCCGUUCCUGGCCAACACUCCAUGACUCCAAUCCAACACCACCAGCCAAACCUCCCUCCGCCCGCCCAGCAGCCCUACCAGCCCCAGCCUGUUCAGCCACAGCCUCACCAGCCCAUGCAGCCCCAGCCACCUGUGCACCCCAUGCAGCCCCUGCCGCCACAGCCACCUCUGCCUCCGAUGUUCCCCAUGCAGCCCCUGCCUCCCAUGCUUCCUGAUCUGACUCUGGAAGCUUGGCCAUCAACAGACAAGACCAAGCGGGAGGAAGUGGAUUAAAAGAUCAGAAGAUGAGAGGGGAAUGAAUACUUCAGAUGCUUUCAGGAGUGACACAAGAACACAAUGAUUUUUGCUUAUAAUAACUUUACUUAGCAAAUUCUGUAACUAAAAAAGUACCAUUAGCAGACAAUAAAAUGCAUUAAAAAUCA